UAAGACGAUUCAACGCCAUUUUGCUGUUCUUCGUUCUCCAUCUGCACUCCGAUCCCUUUCUCUCCUCAAACUCCCUUAUCUUGUCGAUUAAUUUCUCUCUCAGAUCAUGUUGACUGAAACUCCAUUUAGGCCACGAGAGAAGCUUCUGGAGAAGCAGAGAUUGUUCCAGAGCAUCCAUAGGCACACUUACCUAAAAGGACCAAUGGACAAGAUCACCUCCGUUGCAAUCCCUAUUGCCUUGGCUGCAAGUUCUCUCUACAUGAUUGGAACAGGGAUCUACAACAUGUCGAAUGGAAUCGGGAAGAAGGAAUAAGCAGCAGCUUCUUCUUCAUUUUUUCCUUUUCUUUGCUUUUGGUUUCGAUAUGUAUCCAGUGGCUGCCCAUAUGCGGUUGCAGAAUAAGGUGGUACUCGUCUUUUUCUUGAAGCUGUUUAUUGCGUUUUGCCAAAUAAUUGCUUAGUCGCAGACUAUGUCGAAAGCUGAAAGAUGUUUGAUGUUAUAAAGUUCCAAAAUUUGGAGGGUUCUUCAUUUGCUUUUUA
Molecule: messenger RNA, 537 nt
Organism: Eutrema salsugineum
Lineage: Eukaryota; Viridiplantae; Streptophyta; Magnoliopsida; Brassicales; Brassicaceae
Exons: 3
Coding region: 107-313 (68 amino acids)
Source: RefSeq, a predicted model, not a curated record